CCGGGAUUUGGGGCCAGAAGCCUUGUUGUGGAACACAGGCCAGAAGAACUGUUCCUCUCCUGCUGUGCAGAGCUCUGGAUCAGCCUGUGACCUGUUCAGACCUGUGGUGUUUGCUAUUCCUGUGCUGGGUUUCUCCCCAGUUCAGCACGUCAUCUUUGCUCUGUCACCUUAGCUUCCUGUGCAAGCUUUUCCCUGCCCCUUUUAAUGGUGUUUGUUGGCAUUUAAGGUACUCUUCUACUCAUCAAGAUGGAAAGCUCAGAUUCUGGUGAUAAAGGAAGUAUUGAUCAGUCAGAAGCCCAACGUCAGAGCCAGCUGGAUCGGUUAGACCGAGAGGAGGCUUUCUAUCAGUUUGUGAACAACCUGAGUGAAGAGGACUACAGGCUUAUGAGAGAUAACAAUUUGCUAGGAACACCAGGUGAAAUUACUGAAGAAGAGUUGCUGAGAAGGCUACACCAAGUUAAAGAAGGUCCGCCACAGCAAAACAGUGAUGAGAAUAGAGGUGCAGAGUCUGCAGAAGAUGUUUCAAAUGGAGAUUCUAUAAUAGACUGGCUUAAUUCAGUCCGACAGACUGGAAAUACGACACGGAGCGGGCAGCGAGGAAACCAGUCCUGGAGAGCAGUGAGCCGGACUAACCCAAAUAGCGGCGACUUCAGAUUCAGUUUGGAAAUAAAUGUCAACCGUAAUAAUGGGAACACGAAUCCAGAAACUGAGAAUGAGCCAUCUGUAGAGCCUUCCAAUGGGGAGGAUUUGGAAAACAGCCAAAGUGACUCUGAAAUUCCAAGGUCUGAAUCACCAUCUGUAAGGCAGCCUGGAUCAGAAAGGAGCAGUGCGGAGGAGCUGACAGCUGAGGAGGCUUCCCCUCCUAGAGGGCAGAGGAGAGCCAGGAGUAGGAGUCCCGAGCAGCGGCGGACGCGGGCUAGGACUGAUAGAAGUAGGUCACCUAUCAAUGCAGUGAGCGAGGCCCCUCGCAGGUCUCAUCACAACACAUCAUCUCAAACACCUGACCACUCCUCAGCGGGCGAGGCUGAGGGCAGCUCUAGAACCAGGCAGCACGUGACGUUAAGGCAGCACACAGUGGGGACUGAGGUGCCAAGUGAAAAUGCAGUUCUGUUUGCCCCCCCUGAGACGAGGCCUGCUCCUCAAGCAGCGGGUUCUUCAGAAAGCACUGGUGCCAGCGAGUCCGCGGCUCCUGGGCAGAGGCCUCCCACCAUAGUGCUGGACCUGCAGGUGAGAAGAGUUCGCCCGGGCGAGUACCGGCAGAGGGACAGCAUCGCCAACAGGACCCGCUCGCGCUCCCAGACCCCCAACAACACGGUCACCUACGAGAGCGAGCGCGGCGGCUUCCGGCGCACCUUCUCCCGCUCGGAGCGCGCCGGCGUGAGAACUUACGUCAGCACCAUCAGGAUCCCCAUCCGCAGGAUCCUGAACACGGGCCUGAGCGAGACCACGUCGGUCGCCAUCCAGACCAUGCUGAGGCAGAUCAUGACGGGCUUCGGGGAGCUCAGCUACUUCAUGUACAGCGAUAACAGUGCAGAUUCCGGUGGGUCGACUCCCUUUCACCACUUGGAGACUGCCGAGCCGCAGAGCGGAGGCGGGGGCGCCUCGGGCAAUGAGAAUGCAGAUGUCAGCUCAGGGGAGGUGUACGAGGGUGGGCACGAGGCCAGCUCAACAUCUGGUGCCAGGCGGGAAGGCCGCAAUAUGAGGGGAUCGGUCACUUUUGAAGAAAGCGGUUCUCUACCAUUCCUUAGCCUUGCACAGUUUUUCUUACUCAACGAAGAUGACGAUGACCAACCCAGAGGACUCACCAAAGAACAAAUUGACAACCUAGCCAUGAGGAAUUUUGGUGAGAGCGACGCUCUGAAAACCUGCAGCGUGUGCAUCACCGAGUACACGGAGGGCAACAAGCUCCGCAAGCUGCCGUGCUCACACGAGUACCACGUGCACUGCAUCGACCGCUGGCUGUCCGAGAACUCCACCUGCCCCAUCUGCCGCAGGGCAGUGCUGGCCUCUGGGAACAGGGAGAGCGUGGUCUGAGGCAGAGCUGAGUGAUGGCCAGGCAGCCGGUGUGAUAGUGAUGGGCAAAGAAGUCACUUCCUUUAUGGCCACUUUUUGAGUGGUACCUCAAUGUAUAGUAAUGACUCGGAGUGAAUCUUCCCUCAUUGAAAGCAUUUUCUCUGGAUUCAAGAUUUGGGAAUUGGAAAAUUUCUUUAAUUAGGUUUUUCGAGUUCUAGUUGGUUUGGGUGUUCAAUUUCACUUGUCCAAAGACAUCUCCCCACUUCAAAAUAUUUUUUUUCUUUGUGAAGAUAUUAAGUUCUUUCUCCUUCCCAGCCCAAUAAACAGUUUUUCCUCAA
Molecule: messenger RNA, 2351 nt
Organism: Zonotrichia leucophrys gambelii
Lineage: Eukaryota; Metazoa; Chordata; Aves; Passeriformes; Passerellidae
Gene: RLIM
Product: ring finger protein, LIM domain interacting
Exons: 4
Coding region: 247-2034 (595 amino acids)
Biological process (GO): ubiquitin-dependent protein catabolic process; protein ubiquitination; random inactivation of X chromosome
Cellular component (GO): cytoplasm; nucleoplasm
Molecular function (GO): ubiquitin protein ligase activity
Source: RefSeq, a predicted model, not a curated record